GUUGCUGCAGGAGCCACAGAGGCAUUGGUUAUAAGGGCCCCUUCAAACUCAUGCCCUGAGCUUGUCAACAGGUGUCAGAGAGAGAAGAAAUAGAGUGACAGAUUCUCAGGCUUUCAGAGGAGGUAGUCACAGGGAACUGCAACGCCAUGACCACUAGACUUCACUGGCUCACAAGAGCCCUAUGCCUGAUAAGCAUACUGUGCACUGUCACUUCCAAGUAUGUGACAGAAGAUUAUUCAUCCCCCGCUGAGAAAGAAGUCACCUUCAGCCACGUCUAUAAGAUUGACCUGGCCAAGAGCCCUGAGUGUAAACUCGCCUUGCAGACCCUCCCUUCCCAACAGGACCAGUUUUCAGGCCUGCAAGAGCUGGAAGGGGGCACUACUCUGGAGGGGGAAAACAACAUCGUUUUCAGGCACCAAAUCAACCUCAAGACCCCAAAGUGUGACUGUGAUGAGUCGGAGAGCUUUACGUCUCUGCUGUACAGAGUCAACGGGCUGGAGGAGGAGGUGGAACAUCUGAAGAGUCAGUGCUCCCAGGGCUGCUGUGGUGGAAAAGGUGGUGGAGCAGGAGGUGUGGACACUAGCUGUAGUGGCCACGGGACCUACCAGCACAACACCUGCAGUUGUCAAUGCAACCCUAGCUGGGAGGGUCCUGACUGCUCCAUUUCCACCUGUCCUGAUGAGUGCAACGACAACGGCCGCUGUGUGGAUGGCAAGUGUGUCUGCCACGCUGGCUAUACGGGGAGUGACUGCAGCCAGCUGAUGUGCCCAGGCGACUGCAACGAUAAGGGACACUGCGUGGACGGCAAGUGUGUUUGCUUCAGCCACUUCACUGGCGAGGACUGCAGCGAACAGAAAUGCGAUCCUGACUGCAUCCACGGCACCUGCGUGAACGGAAUGUGUAUCUGUGACGAAGGCUUCUUUGGGGAAGACUGCUCUACAGUGACGGGCCCUAACGGCCUGCGUCUGGUAAGGGUGACUGAUAAUUCUCUGCUGGUGGAAUGGGAGGCUGUGAAAGCAGCAGAGUACUACAUCCUGACCUGGCACCCUGAGGGCAAUGAGGCAGAGCUGGAGCGGUUCACCGUGCCCAACACAGAGACCUCCUACCUGAUCACAGGACUCAGCCCAGGUGUCACCUACAUUGUGCAGGUGUACGCUGUCAUCAAGGAGAUCCAGAGCAAGGGGGACAGGAUUGAGGCGACCACAGAGGUGUCUGGUAUUGAUGGUAUCCGGGUAUUGGGCCAGACUGAGGACUCUAUCCAGGUGGACUGGCAGAACCCUGCAGCACCUCUGGACCACUUCAGGCUGACCUAUGCUAACCCUGACGGGCAGGAGGAGGAGCAGAACGUACCAAUGAUUGCAGAGGCCAGGACCACCCACACCAUCGUAGGACUGCAACCUGGCACUGAGUACCUCAUCACAGUGCAAGGCAUCAAAGGGACCAUCGAAGGGAAAGCCUCCUUCGCCACCGGGGUCACAGAUCUUGACGAUCCUACUAACCUCUUGACCAAAGAAGUGACAGAGGAUACCGCUACCGUGGAAUGGCAGAAGGUACAAGCAGAGAUUGACGGCUACGUGAUCACCUACAGCUCUGCGGAGGGCUCCAGUGGGGAUAUCUCUGUUGGGGCAGACAGCACCUCACACAGGCUGACUGGGCUGAGGCCUGGAGUCCUCUACACAGUCUACAUAUGGGCUGUCAAGGGCUCCCGGGUCAGCAGGAAGAGCUCCACAGAAGCUGAGACAGAACUAGAUGUUCCUACUAACCUGUUGACCAGAGAAGUGACAGAAGACACAGCGACAGUAACAUGGGAUAAAGUCCAGGCUGAAAUCGACGGCUACCUGAUCAGCUACAGCUCUGCUGAGGGCUCCAGUGGGGAGAUCCCUGUUGGGGCAGACAGCACCUCCUACAGGCUGACUGGGCUGAGGCCUGGAGUCAUCUACACAGUCUACAUCUGGGCUGUCAAGGGCUCCCGGGUCAGCAGGAAGAGCUUCGUUGACGCUGAGACAGAUUUGGAUGCUCCUACUAACCUCUUUACCAGAGAAGUGACAGAGGACACAGCUGAUGUGUCGUGGGACAGACCUUUAGCGGACAUUGACGGCUACCUGAUCAGCUACAGCUCUGCUGAGGGCUCCAGUGGGGAGAUCCCUGUUGGGGCAGACAGCACCUCCUACAGGCUGACUGGGCUGAGGCCUGGAGUCAUCUACACAGUCUACAUCUGGGCUGUCAAGGGCUCCCGGGUCAGCAGGAAGAGCUCCACAGAAGCUGAGACAGAAAUUGACGCACCAAAAAACCUGAAAGCAUCGGAUGUUAAACUGAAUGUAGCUACCCUGACCUGGACUGCUCCCUUAGCCAGAAUCGAUGGCUACAUCCUCACAUUGAGAGCUGAGGAUGGCAGUUUGAAGGCUGUGGAGAAGAAGCUGAGGGCAGGAGAGAGCAGCUUUGCCAUGUCGGACCUGGAGAAAGGAAAGAACUACAUUGUUACCCUCCUUGCUUACAGAGGACCAAAGAGGAGCAGAGUGAUAGAGAUCACAUUCAAAACAGUGGGUUUGUUGUACCCAUUCCCCAUGGACUGUACUCAGAUUAAGAAGAAUGGUAACGUGGCAAGUGGAAUCUACACCAUUUACGUCAACAGUGAUCGCACCAAGCCCAUGGAGGUGUACUGUGACAUGGACACUGAUGGCGGUGGAUGGGUGGUGUUCCAGAGACGCAACAAUGGACAGAUGGACUUCAUGAAGCGCUGGAGACAGUACAUGGCUGGUUUUGGGAACAUGACUGAUGAAUUUUGGCUUGGUCUGGACAAUAUCUAUGAGCUGACCAAUACUCCCACGCAGUACGAGCUGCGAGUGGACCUUGGUGUGGGUUCAGAGAAGGCCUAUGCUGUCUAUGACAACUUCAAGAUAGCCCCGGCUAAGCAGAAGUUCAAGCUGACCAUCGGUGAAUACAGUGGAACAGCAGGCGAUGCCAUGAGCUACCAUCAAGGUCGCCCCUUCUCCACGGUUGACAAUGACAAUGACAUUGCUCUUGGUAACUGUGCCCUGACACAUCGUGGUGCAUGGUGGUACAAAAACUGUCACCUUGCCAACCUCAACGGCAAAUUCGGAGACAACAGACACAGCAUGGGUGUGAACUGGGAGCCAUGGAAGGGUCACCUGAUGUCUCUUGAUUUCACUGAGAUGAAGAUUCGGCCUGUGGGCACUGCCAGGAAGAGGAGGUCGCUUAGAAGCAGUACAGCUCCCAGAAAAUAGUCCCUCUGAUGAACUAAAGCAGUCAAUGGGAACCUCCUUACAAACCAGGCAAAGUAGCUAGAACCUCAAACCAGGAACAUCAAUCUAUCUCAAGAUUAUUGUAACUUACUUUACUUUAACAUAUCAUAUGGCUGCAGCCAUAAACGUCUUUAUUUUUCAUAGGAUAUUUGUAUUAUAUUGGUUUAUUUCAUAUAUAUUAUGAACAAGUGAACUGCAACUUUCACUGUAUAGUGUUAUCACAUGGGCAAAGUAAAAGGAUUUCGUAUCUUGGCUCUGUCCUAAAGCGGCAUUCCUCGCAGACGUAGAUUCUUAGCAAAUGACCUCUGUCCUAUUGUACUGUAUAUGAUUACAUUUUAUAGGCUGGCUCCAUGGCAUAAAACAGUCACCAUAUUCAUAACACUGUCUGCUCCUAUUAUGCAUAAUCAGUUAGAUUACCCAAUGAUACCGUGUUUUUAGAAUAGUUAUACUGCUCUUGUUCACAUUCAUAACAUAGCAUAGACCCUGACUCUCUGUUCUAAGUUCUGGUCUCUGGCCUACCCAGCCUACAGAGUUAGCUACAUUUCACAUUUCACAUUUCAGAUGUUUUGCAUAAGAAAUGGAUGACAUGCUCCUUUGUAAGAUUGUAUUUUCAAGUGUGUAUUGUAAUUGUGUCGUUCCACGAAGAGUGCCUUUUGGGUCCCUUUGAUAUUUUAAGUAGAAAUUAAAAGCCUGCUAUAUUAAAUGAAGUGCCCUUUAAUAUAGACCACAUUGAGAAUUCAAUCAAUCGGAUUCCUAAAAUGAAUAUAGGCUUGCUAAAAUGCCAAAAUUCAGCAUUUUGACAUGUCCCUCCAUCAACCCUGAAUCACUUCUAGGAAGAUUUUAACCGACUUGAACCCAAAAUGUCUCCAAGUUUUACCAUCAUUGAAAAGCCAUACUUAAAGUGUUGCUAUGACAGUCAUUUCUGAAGACUAUUAUGUAUUUCAUGUGAUUAGUGAUUAAUUUACAUCUGUCCCUCGUUUUAAGGUCAACACUUAUGUGAACUGAACAUGGUGAAACUAUUCCUUUUUAAAUAUGUUUUGCAAAAGAAACAUUGAAUAUCUAAUAGUCAAAUCAUAGAGUACAAGCUUUUAUUUGCCAUUUUCUGGUGUUUUGUGGUUUCAAGCAUAACAUGUCAACCUUUUUACCCAUAGAUUGACAGGCUAUAAAUGUUUCAACAAGUUCAUUUUUUGGUGAAGCUUGUAUCCAAUUGCCACUGCCUGUUGCACACAACAUACUUCCAUUCCUCCUGUCACAGGGGGAUUUAUGGCUGACUUCAGAAGAAAUUGUCAGCCCUGUUAUGGCCAUCUCUGUUACUUUAUUUCACACUUAAUAGACAUUUACUAUAGUCAUUUGAGAUGAGAAAACAUGAUUUUCAUGAAGUUGAAUGUUAAAUAACAAAAUGUUAAAGUUAAGUGAAAUCAAACUUUUUUCUUUCUUUCUUUUUUUUCUUAUACAUUUCUCAAAAGGCAACGAAUUGGUGGAAUGACCCAGUUGCUGUGUUAUAUUGAAGUCCUUUUUAGCACUAUGUAACGGCUCUCGUCGAAAGGAGUGGACCAAAGCUCAGCGUGGAAAGUGUUCACGAUUUUAUUAUCCAAAAAACACUCAACCAAAAUAACAAACCGAAAGCGCCCAGUUCUGUCAGGUAACAGACACUAAAGAGAAAACAAAGACCCCACAAAAUCCAAAAGGAAAAUGACAACUUAUAUAUGAUCCCCAAUCAGAGACAACGAUAAACAGCUGCCUCUGAUUGGGAACCACACUCAGCAAAAACCAAAGAAAUAGAAAACAUAGACUUUCCCACCCGAGUCACACCCUGACCUAACCAAUCAUAGAAAAUAAUAAGGAUCUCUAAUGUCAGGGCGUGACACAGUAGCAUCUAUGCCUGCAGUGACAGAGAGUGCUAUUUGAAUGGGACAUGACUUCACACAGUGUUUAUCAAAAAGAUGCAGUUGAUGUUAAUCAACUAAUUAAAUUCAUACUUGAAGAGGAACGAAGUAGAACACGUUUGAUUUUCACCAUCUCUUUCCCAGAAACAGGGUUAGAUUUGCAGAAAAGGUUAGAUAUACCAGAAAAACAGAAUAGCAGAUUUGCAGUUUCCUUUUGCUUUUUACCAUUCAUAUCACUUUGUGACAUAACCUCACAGGUAACCUGAUCUUGACAGGACAUUUGAAAAUGGUCCCUAUUUAUGUCCUUUUUGAGUUGAAUGACUAUGGUUUUCUCUUUGACAGACACAGUCUAGGAUAACCUACACUUGAGUUGUGUAUCAUACCAAAAGUUGAGGUUUCUCAACUUCCCCUGGUUUCUCAGCUGUCGUUUCAAUUUACUGCUGAGGAAUGAUUUCACACAUUGGACUGUGUGAAUAACAAUGCAAGAAAGAUAUUCACAAAGUUAAGCGAGAAUGAAAAAGAAGGAAGAAGAGGAUGGGGCCUACUGUGGAAUAUUCUAGCUGAGCUUUUGAAAUGUCUCACAGGAGCCAAUUGAUGCAAUAGCUAUUUGAACCACAUUGAUUGCAAAUUACUAUAAAGAAGAUUGGUUCCUAUAACAGCACUGCGGGGCAAAUGAGCUCUUAAAGAGAUUCUCUAAUACUUUUCAGCCACUAGUCUGAAAGUAACACUCACGAGCCAAAAGUGGUCCCCGACAAUUGCGUACUACUGUACGCCACAUAUGUGCAGAUAUGUGGACCACAUCAUUGCUCUCUCUCUCUCUCUCUCUCUCUCUCUGCUGUGUCCAAUGAGCUGUUGGGCCCGCCCUGCAACCUCAUUAGAUAAUGAAGGGCAGGUCUCUUGCUAGAAAUACACAAAUGCGAGGGGCUGAAACUCAUUGGCUAGAACUCUAAUUUCUAGGGGGCUGUCGACGUGGGGGAAAUAUAGGGGAAAUGGUGCGGCACAGGUUCAAGAAACCAGUCACUUUGAAAUUAGGAAUUGUGAAUAAUUGAGGUAAGACAGUAUUCUGCUCUUAGAUUAUACAUGUAUGAACUACACAUUCACACAUCCAGCCCAAAGUGGGAGGUUAUUAAAAAAUACUUUCUUAGUCGGCAAAGUAGCGUAGCAUGUCUUUAAUGCUGAGAUGAAUGUAAUAGGGAUGGAAAGGGAAGGAAAUGCCUCACACACAAUUCUUCACACAUUUUUAUCCAGUUAGACACAUGUAAUCUCCUGUAGAAAAAAUAAGUAAAACAGUUUUACCCUGAGAA
This is a messenger RNA of Oncorhynchus kisutch (coho salmon), 6453 nucleotides long. Its product is annotated as tenascin-N-like. The record is from RefSeq and is a predicted model, not a curated record. Bases 147 to 3245 code for a protein of 1032 amino acids. NCBI's taxonomy places the organism in Eukaryota, Metazoa, Chordata, Actinopteri, Salmoniformes, Salmonidae. Gene Ontology annotation, biological process: regulation of cell adhesion. Gene Ontology annotation, cellular component: perisynaptic extracellular matrix. Gene Ontology annotation, molecular function: protein binding. The transcript has 16 exons.